CCCCCACUUUGUCCCCUUCCCGGGCCCCCAGUCCUGCCCCUCCCUGGUGACCUGUCACAGCGCUCUGCCUGAACCACCGUCCUAGCCCCGCUUUGUUGAUCUCCCCGCUACCUGGCUGGUCUCUGAAAAUUAACUUCUCAACAAAGAAAGAUUUGGGCCCUGGCGGGGUAGCUCAGUUGGUUAGAGCAUCGUCCCUAUGGACCAAGGUUUCAGGGAACCUGGUCAGGACACCUACAAGAAUCAACCAAUGAAUGCACAACCAGCAGUGGUUUCCUUUGCCAGGGUGCCUGAGUUCACCUGUCAGAUGGCGGGCUGCUGCCAGGUAUUCGACACCCUGGAGGAUUAUGAGCAUCACUACCACACUCUGCACAGAAACGUGUGCUCCUUUUGCAAGCGGGCCUUCCCCUCGGGACAUCUGCUGGACAUCCACAUCUUGGAGUGGCACGAUUCCUUGUUCCAGGUCCUGUCUGAGCGGCAGGACAUGUAUCAGUGCUUGGUGGAAGGCUGCACAGAGAAGUUCAAGACCAGCAAAGACAGGAAGGACCACCUGGUGAGACAUCACCUCUACCCUGGGGACUUCCGGUUUGAUAAACCAAAGAAAAGCAAAGGCCCAGCCACUUCCAUGGCUGCCAUGGAAGUGUCGACAGAAGCCCUGGGGGAUGAUGGGGACACCAUGGAAGUCUGCUCUGAACACGUGACACCACCCCCAGAGCCUGUGGGUGAGAAGCGGAGCUACCGCCACAGAGUACCUUCCACCAUCUGUUUUGGUCAAGGUGCAUCGCGAGGAUUUAAAAGCACCAAGAACAGAAAUAAGCACUAGUGACAGCUGAGCCUGAGAGCAGGCCUUUGCCACCCCUCAUGUCUCGGUCCUUUGGGGGAUGGCGGGAUGACACCAGUUGCCAGUAUCAGCAGAGAGAGACCACAGAUUUCGGCAGUGACUCUGCUCCCAUCCCCUCCCUCUGUAGGGGCCAUCCUACAAGUGUUCUUUAUAAAGCAUAUAUUUUUUA
Myotis lucifugus (little brown bat) is the source of this 1007-nucleotide messenger RNA. It is a transcript of the gene ZNF511, whose product is annotated as zinc finger protein 511. The transcript has 5 exons. The record is from RefSeq and is a predicted model, not a curated record. NCBI's taxonomy places the organism in Eukaryota, Metazoa, Chordata, Mammalia, Chiroptera, Vespertilionidae. Bases 197 to 820 code for a protein of 207 amino acids.